This is a messenger RNA of Phaedon cochleariae (mustard beetle), 1908 nucleotides long. NCBI's taxonomy places the organism in Eukaryota, Metazoa, Arthropoda, Insecta, Coleoptera, Chrysomelidae. The record is from the annotation of a GenBank genome assembly.
ACACUUAACAUAAAAUUCCGCGAGUGUCAGCCAAUAUGGUGCUAUCGAAACCAUUGAUAGAGGCCUUGAGCUUUUAUUUCGGGCAACUUUAUGAACAUCCCUUGAGAACUAAAGCCAUUACAUGUUUUGCCAUCGCCACAGCAGGUAACUACACCUCCCAAAAAAUAGCUGGAAGCAAAGUACUCAACUAUCAGAGUCUUUUUGCUUAUGGGUUGUAUGGUUUAUUUCUUGGUGGAACAAUACCCCACUAUUUUUACAAUUACCUAGAAAGGGCAGUUCCAGAAGAUGGAUCUAUUGCCUUAGCUAAGAAACUUUUCCUUGAAAGGCUAAUUUAUUCACCAUUGUACCAGGCAUUUACCCUAUACACUAUUGCUAGACUUGAAGGAAAAAACCAUGAGACAGCUGUGAAACAAUUGAAGGAUUUGUAUUGGGUAGUGCUGACUAGUAGUUGGAAGUACUUGACUGUCAUCCACCUGUUGAAUCUUAGUCUUGUGCCACCAAUGCCAUAUAUCUUUAUCGAAAUGCACCGUAUUAUUUUGAGAUAUGCAGCCAAAGCUCCAAAACACUAUGCUUUUACUAAUCUUUCUGAGAUUAUCAUACUUAGCUGAUAUUGUUUUUUGUCAUUUCAAUUUGCUGUUGCGUGUAUUCAUAACAAACCUAAUGGGAUUCUUCUGGACCAUUUAUGUAGCCAACAAACGACGUCAGCAACAAGCCAAAAGCAAGCCAGAGUAGGAAUCAAAUGAUUGAUUUUUAUUUUUGUCAAGAGUUUUCUAGUUAUAGUGGAAAUUAAAUUGUGGGUGAUAUAUUCAGAUUCAACAAUAAUGAUGUUGACUCUGUUUUGAUGCAAUAAUAUAUAUUUUGUUGUAUAUAAUGAUAUGAUACCUAUGUUUGUGGGUUAAUGUGCAGUGGUAUAUAUAUACUGGGUAGCCCAUCGAAACGUGUUCAACCCAAGUUUUCUCCGUUGUAAUAAGUUAAUUGUGUUGCAAUCAAUGAUAAAUCGCUCGCGGACAGGGUGAGUCAUAACUAUUCGGGAAAUUCAACUGCUCAAUUCUGAAAGGUACGACGAGAAUGCGUUCUGGGGAGCUUUUUAUUUUUAUGAUGUCUGAUGAAGAAUGAACAUUAUGGUAAUAUCGAAGGACAUGACCUAGAGAAUCCGCCUGCUCAUAAUUUCCAAGUAUAGGUACUCACCCAAUCUAGUUUCACGAGUAGUUUAUAAUCAGAGCUUCUCAAUUUUCUCUCAAUAAUCAUUCUGGAAGUAAUACAAGUGAGUUUUUUUUCAACAAUAGAACCGAGAAAUAUUUCUAGUUAAACAUAACAAUCGAUUCAAUCGGUAAUGAAUUGGUCUAUUUCAUUCAAAUUUUUUAAUCACAAUCACAAAACGCCUCAUCAAAGAAAGUUAUCUGUCGAUAUCAUCUUCAGUAUAAUCAUUCACGCCCCGUGUAAAAAACUGCGUAUAGAAUAAUAAAUACAAUUAGGUAAUAUGCUCUGUAUGAAAUUUUGCCUCUGUGCCGACUUUGAUAAAAAAUGAUGAAUAUAUACAUUGACAUUUUGAGCAUAAAUCCAAAAAAAAACAACUUUAUCGCCCGCCUCUAUCUUUUUCCACAGCAAUAUUUUAUUGAAGAUAAAUAAUCCACCCCCAGCCUAUAUGUCCCAAUAGUUAUGAUUCACCCUGUAUAGACCAUAUUAUUGAGGAAACGUUUUCGAUGGACCACCCAGUAUUUUAUUGUUUGAUCCGAUUGUGGUACUGAUAUAUUUAUAGUUACCUAGGUGUAGGUAUUCGUCUAUGAUUGUAGGGAUGCAUGGAUUCCUUUUUUAUCAACAUGUUAUAUUAUUUUCCAAUAUUUUUAUUGUUUGAAAAAUUAAGUAAGAUUAUGUAUUUUUUCAUUCGAAAUACAUUUCUACAAGAUA